Molecule: messenger RNA, 5200 nt
Organism: Larimichthys crocea (large yellow croaker)
Lineage: Eukaryota; Metazoa; Chordata; Actinopteri; Sciaenidae
Gene: loxl2b
Product: lysyl oxidase-like 2b
Exons: 14
Coding region: 253-2559 (768 amino acids)
Biological process (GO): peptidyl-lysine oxidation; collagen fibril organization
Cellular component (GO): membrane
Molecular function (GO): copper ion binding; protein-lysine 6-oxidase activity
Source: RefSeq, a predicted model, not a curated record
GCGUUCAGCUCCGAUCCGCUAUUUCCACGUCCUGGGCCAUCUCCGAUGAGCUCAUCAUAAAGGUGGGCGUCAGUGGGCGGGUCCAACGCAGCUCCGGUCCAAAAGUUGAAGUCUGUGCGAGAGGAGAGAAAGUUUGAGAGAGAGAGAGAGAGAGAGAGAGAGAGAGAGAGAGAGAGAGAAAGCAGCUGACCUUCUUCAGUCUCCAGUCUGUCUGUGACUGCAGCUUCAGGAGGACAAGAAAUUCCAACCAAAAUGCUGCCCAGUGCCACCCAGUGUCUGCCCUGCUGCACUCUCAUUCUCUUAGUGCUAUUAGAGCUGGCUCUAGCCCAGUACGAACACCUCGGUUACCCACCAGGCUACCCUGACCCAGAACAGGAACAGUACACUGUCCCUGAGCUGGCACCGGACACGCCCAGGAUUCAGCUCCGACUGGCGGGUGAUAAGAGGAAACACAAUGAGGGCCGCGUGGAGGUUUUCUACAACGGCGAGUGGGGCACUGUCUGCGAUGAUGACUUCACUAUCCACGCCGCUCAGGUGGUGUGCCGGGAGCUCGGCUACGUGGAAGCCAUCUCAUGGUCACCAUCCUCAAAAUAUGGGAAAGGAGAUGGACCCAUCUGGUUUGAUAAUCUCCACUGCACUGGAAAAGAAAAGACCUUGGCGCUGUGUCCCUCCAACGGGAUCGGUGUUUCAGACUGCAAACACACUGAAGACGUGGGCGUGGUGUGCAGCGACAAGAGAAUCCCGGGAUUCAAAUUUGUCAACACCCUGCCCAACCAUGUUGAGAACCUUGAUAUUCAAGUGGAGGAUGUGCGCAUUCGAGCCAUCCUGUCAUCGUACCGUAAGCGGAUCCCUGUAACAGAGGGGUAUGUGGAGGUCAAAGAUGGCGGUAAAUGGAAGCAGAUUUGUAACACGGAGUGGACGCAGCUCAGCAGCAGAGUCAUCUGUGGCAUGUUCGGCUUCCCUGGGGAGAGGAGGUACAAUGCCAGAGUCUACAAGAUGUUUGCUCGCAGGAGAAAACCCACAUACUGGGACUACUCUGUGAACUGCACUGGCAAUGAAGCCCAUUUGUCCAGCUGUAAACUGGGUCAGGCUGCAUCACUGAAGUCUAAUGGGACCUGUGGUGGAGGGUUGCCUGUGGUAGUGAGCUGCGUGCCCGGCAAAGCCUUUGCCCCAACAUCCAUGAUGGGAUUCAGGAAGGCCUUCCGACAUGAGCAGCCGUUGGUCCGUCUUCGUGGUGGGGCUAUCGUAGGCGAGGGCAGAGUGGAGGUGUUGAAAAACGGAGAGUGGGGCACCAUAUGUGAUGACAACUGGAGCCUGCUGUCUGCCACUGUAGUGUGUCGAGAACUGGGCUUUGGUACGGCCAAAGAAGCCCUGUCUGGAGGUCGCCUGGGACAAGGUAUGGGCCCGGUGCAUAUGAAUGAAGUGGAGUGCUCUGGAUUUGAGAAGUCCAUCACAGAGUGUUACUUCAACAAGGAGGCUCUUGGUUGCAGCCAUGAGGAGGAUGCAGCUGUGAGAUGUAACGUUCCUGCUAUGGGCUUCCAGGAGUCGCUGCGUCUGAGUGGAGGUCGAAACCCCUAUGAAGGCCGUGUGGAGGUGCUGGUGGAGAGGAACGGCUCUCUGGUGUGGGGGACGGUGUGCAGUGAUGGCUGGGGAACCAUGGAGGCCAUGGUGGUCUGCAGACAGCUGGGCCUGGGCUUCGCUAGCAACGCUUUCCAGGAGACGUGGUAUUGGCCGGGAGAGGUGAGUGCAGACGCCGUGGUGAUGAGUGGCAUUCGCUGCUCUGGUACUGAGAUGUCUCUGUCCCACUGCCUGCACCACGGAGCCCACCUCAGCUGCCCCAAAGGAGGCGGACGCAAUGCUGCUGGAGUCUCCUGCUCUGAGACGGCUCCAGACCUGGUGUUGAACCCUCAAGUGGUGGAGCAGACUACCUACAUGGAGGACAGGCCCAUGUUCAUGCUACAGUGUGCAUACGAGGAGAACUGCCUGUCCUCCACCUCUGCCCAGGUGCCAGCCAACUCCUACCGCCGCCUGUUGCGCUUCUCCUCUCAGAUCCACAACAACGGCCAGUCUGACUUCCGGCCCAAAGCUGGCAGACACUCGUGGGUGUGGCACGACUGUCACAGGCAUUAUCACAGCAUGGAGGUGUUCACGCUCUAUGACCUGUUCAGCCUCAAUGGAACCAAAGUGGCAGAAGGACACAAAGCAAGUUUUUGCCUGGAGGACUCAGAGUGUGAUGAAGGUAUUGAAAAGAGGUACGAAUGUGCUAACUUUGGCGAUCAGGGUAUCACAGUGGGCUGCUGGGAUACCUACAGGCAUGACAUCGACUGCCAAUGGGUCGACAUAACUGACCUCAAACCUGGAGAUUACAUCUUCCAGAUAGUAAUUAAUCCAAACUACGAAGUACCCGAGUCAGACUACUCCAAUAACAUUGUGAAAUGCAGAUGUCGAUAUGAUGGCCAUCGUGUGUGGAUGUACAGCUGCCAUAAUGGUGGUUCAUUAAGCACGGAAACAGAACAGACGUUCCCGGGCCUCCUCAACAACCAGGUGACCCACAGGUAAAGACAAAGCAGAGGCGAAGAGUCGACCAGCCAUUACCCCUCUGGCGUGAAGGCCAUCUGAAGCCCACCAACCACUGCAUAUCUCCAUCUGUGGUGGAUUCACCCUGCCAGCCCUGCCCUGGUCAAAACAUCUUUUUAUGUCCUCCCUCAUCUGUGAGCAGCAGCUUUCUUUCACUCUUCUUUUCCCCCUCAGCAGAAAGAAUAUUUGAUUCUCCAAAGAGAGGCAGCUACAGCCUUAGCAACGCUUUCAGUCUCCAUGUUUUUCAGUGACUGGUUAAAUAAACCUACUGGGUAGAAGCAGGUAUUUCACACAAAGUGCAGCGUUGGAGAAUGUCAUCAAGAAUGUGUCCUCUCUGUGCAGCACUUUAACAGAACUCUGCUGCAACACCUUGCACCCACUACACACUACAAACAGUUUGGAUGCCCAUGCCAGGCUGCCAGAAUGGAGAGGAAUCAUCAAUAACAACAGCAGAGGUCUGUGUUUGGAAAAGCCUUUUACACACUAAAGUCCACGUACACUGAGGUGACCAUUUCUUUAGCAUGUCAGUUAUUCACGUUGACAUUACACGAUUGACAUCUUCACUGAGGAGUUAUUGCAAAUCCAGCUGUGACACAAGCCUCCUCCAAAAACAAACAGCUGGUUCAUCGUAAAUUACUAAUUGCCUGUUUCGGCUUUAGGACUAAUCACCAAAUACCUCGAAGUGUCUUUUCUAAAGUAACUGGAGCAUAAAUUGGCUUUUUUAUUUUUAGAAUUUGCUCUGGAAAGUUGCUGCACUAUGAUCCUAUGUGGGCGUUAGUGUUGCAAGUGCUGGAAGAAUCUUAGUUAGUCUAGAGUCCAGCAUGCAUUUUGUCAGAGGUUUCUGAUUUCCAGUCGUGCAAAAAGAUGCAGAUAAAAUUGGGAUAUGUCUUCCCUGACUGAUUUAAACUUCAGAUUCAGGCGUCAUCCUGAUACAUUCCUCUUUACAUUUUGCUUUUGAAGCAAUACGGGACCUCAUGCUUCUUUUCUCCUCGUUCAGUUACUGUAGGAGAGAUUCUCUUUAAACCCUGAAAUGAACUCAGCAUUUAUUUUUUCUUCUCUUGUUGUUUUAGAAGUUGUGCCAAAUCAGUAUGCUCCGAUGUCUAACUGUCAUGCUGAAAUGACAGUGUGAGCAGAUUUGUUCAAGUCCAACUGAAAUUAAAUUGCAUGUUCUACAGCACGCACAUCCACUUUGUUCAUCACGUCCUGUGCUUUCUCUGGAUGGACAACCAAAACAGAGAAAUCUAUCGUAGCCUAUUGGAUAGAGUAGAGUCAGAGAUAAAAUAGAGGCAAUCUCUCGGAGCUGUGCACCAGUUAGCGGUUAGCUCACCAGGCAGUAUGGCAUGACCUGCUAGCAUUUAAAUUGUAGAUAAUUGCUAAUAAUUACUUUUUGACUAGUUUGAAUUCCAAUCCGACAUAUCCAUAAUGUGAUUUUGAUCAGUAUCAGUUGUGAUUAAAGAUAUCAUUUAAUUACAACAUACACCAUUAACUUCUGUUCAAACUUCAUUACAGAUUAAGCUUGUGUUAUAUGUGUUAUAAUUUCAAGAUUCAAGAUUAUAAUUAUAUAAUUAAAUGAAAGAUAUCUGUAAUGUCGACUGACUGGAUGUUAAAAACACUGCCAUCCCUCUAAACUUCUGGAUGCACACACCUUUAUACUUUACAGCAGUAACAUCAUUGUUUCUAAUUGAUGAAAGUCUGUGCAUAGCAGGGCAUAACACAGAAGACCAACUUUUAACAAUUCACAUUAAUCAGCCUUCUAGCUAUCUUCUUCUUCUGUUCUGUACAGGCAUGGAUGUCACCUUAGCUGCAUGAGCUACUAACCACCAGGGCAGUUUGCAGGUAGAGAGCUAAUGAGCUUGUCAGCUGUAGAACAUUGUACAGCGUGACACACAGCUGCUAACAGAUCGGCGUGUAAGCUGCAGUUAGCAGAGCUUUGUGUAUUCAUGUCCCCGUCAGCUCAGCUGUCAGUCAAACAUCGUACACCAGCAUGCGCACUCACAGGCUUGGAGAGUUUUUCUUCUUCUUCCUGUUAAUAAUACAAAUAUUAAGGAUAAAUUUAAACCUCAUAUAUCUAUAUGUUACUGAAGUGUGUCUUAAGUCUUCCAUGGCCAGUGGCACUCUGUCGGCUCUACAGGAGGAUCACAGGACUGUUCUGCAGUAGUAAAGGCAACUUCUAGCCGACUCCUCUCAUGGCUUGGUGCUGCCUUUACCAGGAAACAGAGGAGCUCAUCCACCCUGCUGUGGCAUAGAAAGCAUCUUCUCCUCACUGAGAGAGCACAUGGAACAACAUGUCUCCCUGUUUAGACAGUCAGAGCUGCAAAUGUGUUGUUUUUCUAUUCAGACAACACUUUUUCUUUUCUUUUUUUUUUUUUACAGUUCUAUUCCUUGUUUAAAAAAAAUACAUUACGUACAAUAAUGUGUGUGUGAAUCCUGUUUUAUUGUACUUUUUAUAAUGGUGCUAUCAAACUGGUCCUCUGUUUUUUGAGGGUACAGUACAUGUUGAACAGCUACAUUAUGUAUACUAACAGUAUACUUGAACUGAGCGUAAGAAACAAUGUGCUUUAUGUGUUAAGCUAUAAUAAAAGUCUGAGUCACGGAGCAACCCAAUCUUUGCUGCUCUCUCUUG